This is a messenger RNA of Fulvia fulva, 906 nucleotides long. RefSeq lists its product as uncharacterized. The transcript has a single exon. The coding region runs from base 1 to 906 and encodes 301 amino acids. NCBI's taxonomy places the organism in Eukaryota, Fungi, Ascomycota, Dothideomycetes, Mycosphaerellales, Mycosphaerellaceae. The record is from RefSeq and is a predicted model, not a curated record.
AUGCAGAUGACAAGCAAACCAUUUCUACGCCCCCUCCCAAUCAUUGGCGUAUCUAGCCUCCUCAUAGCCACAACCCUCUCCACAACCACUGCUACCACACGCCCCUUCACCACAAUGUCCACAACCCAGGCCUGGCCCAUCAAGCACUACACCCCCCGCCACCAAUCCUGGCCCUACAACUCUUCAGACUUCACCCGUCAAGACUCCUCCUCGGACUCGUCCUUCUACAGCGCGCCCCGCUUCGUAACCCACAUCGACGAUGCAGCAAUCGCCACUUUGCGAGACUACUACGACACAACUCUCCCACGUUCGGGUCGAAUUUUGGAUUUCUGUUCGAGCUGGGUGUCGCAUUAUCCUCCGGCCAUCGAAGAGGCCGCGAAGCGAGGGGAUUUGAAGGUGACGGGUUUGGGCAUGAACGCCGCUGAGCUGGAGAGGAAUGGUGUGUUGAACAGUGGGCGGGUUCUCAAGGAUCUUAACAUUGACUCGGACAUGGCGAGCACACUGCUCGAAAACAACACCAUCGGCUCAGAAGAUGACGAGAAAUUAGACGCAUCCACCAACGUGGUCAGCACAGAUUACCUCGCCCAACCAGUCAAAGUCCUAACAAGUCUUCGGGAAGCGACCAAGACAGGCGGGAGCGUGCAUCUGACGAUCAGCAAUCGAUGCUUUCCGACGAAAGAUAUAAGUCGAUGGCUAAGGGUUGAGGAGGAGGAGGAGAGGUUGGAGAUGGUGGGGGAUUUCCUGCAUUUUGCUGGGUGGAAGAAGAUUGAGAUUGUGGAGUUGAGUAAUGGUAAGGCUGGGGCUGGGGCUGGGGUGCAGCAGGAAGGUGGGUUGCAAGGGUUGAUGUCGUUUAUGGGGAUGAAUCAUCGGGAUCCGCUGUGGAUUGUGAGAGCUGUGAAGGGAUGA